Molecule: messenger RNA, 1478 nt
Organism: Achroia grisella
Lineage: Eukaryota; Metazoa; Arthropoda; Insecta; Lepidoptera; Pyralidae
Exons: 9
Coding region: 74-1225 (383 amino acids)
Source: RefSeq, a predicted model, not a curated record
GGCAGGUGUUUCACAGUUCACGUCAGAAGCGACACGUCGAGUGAACGCAUCAGUCUUUGUUUAUCGAUACAAAAUGGCCGCUCCAGAUGGUAUUCGUUGGGUGAAAGCAUGCUUGAGUCAAAACUGCGUACCCCCGGGCGCUCUACUGGUGGGCUUCGAUGCUGACAAAGAAGAGAUUUACGCUGCACGAGCGGAACACGAAGGCGAUAUAAUACCAGCUAAAUUUAUACCCGCCAAGAAUGCAUGCUACAUCGCUUACGAUGGAGAGGAAGUGGCUAAAGAUCAAUUUGAAGUAUUAGUGCCCAUGGAACUGUGCUGGCAAGAGGGAUACGAUGGAGCGGUGCCCCCCAACGCAGUGAAGGCUGGUUCUGCCGCUGAUGGGGAAGUGCUGUACUUCGGCAGGGUUUGCCAAAACGGACAUUUAGUGCCUGGCAAGGUACACCCCUCGCACGGUUCAUGUUAUUACAGUUUUGAUGGUGAAGAGAGAGUCACCAAGGAGUACGAAUGUCUCGUUAUAAGCUUGUAUUUUUCGAACCCAAGUGUUACAGACGCAGUCAACAUGAGAGGACGACCCUAUCCUGGUUAUGGGAUGCAGCCGCCGCCGAUGUAUGGCUACCCGCCGACCAUUAACAUCAACAUGUAUCCUCAUCCAGGGUAUCCUCAACCCGGGUAUCCCCAUCCCUAUCCCCCCCACCUAUUCUAUCCCCCAGGGGAGCCGGUCCAAGUGGUGGAAGAGCCAUCAGAUAUCGUGCCUGAAUUACCUGGUGAAACUGUCGAGUUACCGUGGAGUACAUACAAAUGGGUGCCGGCUUGUUUGUCGCAGAACAGCAUUCCACCUGGCGCACUCAGAGUCGGCACAGAUGUGGAUGAAGCCGAAAUAUACGCGGGUAGAGCACACCAUGAGGGAGAAAUCGUGCCUGCGAAGGUCAUACCGUCAAAGAACGCUUGCUACAUCGCUUUUAACGGUGAAGAGAUUCUAAAGGAUCAGUUUGAGGUGCUGGUACCAUCUAUGUUCUCGUGGCAAUUCUCGUCUGGUGGAGAAGUGCCGCCUGGUGCUGUCGAAGCUGGAGUCACUGCCGAUGGCGAGAAGUUAUACUUUGGCAGAGUCACACACGACGGAGGAGUUACUCCCGGCAAGAUCCACCCAAGUCACGGCUCAUGUUACUACGCAUUUGACGGCGAAGAGAAAGCCUCUCCAGAAUAUGAGUGCCUGGUCCUUGUUUAAAUUAAGUACAGUAAUAGUUAAUAGGCAAAUCCAAAAUAUUAAUUGUAAUUAGAGAUUUUAUAAUUUAAAUAUUUUUAGUUUACUAGUUAUUUUAUUAUUUAUACACAGAAGACAUAAAAGGAUGAUUGUCACACCGGUGCAAUAGAGUUAAUAAUAACAAUGAGUCUUGUAAUUCCAUAAAAUUUACAAAAUGCAACGUUAUUGUUAAUUACAACAAGGUGUCAUCAAUUCAUUCAUUAUAAUAAUAUUGAUA